UGAGUGGGAAGACCUCCCCCAGGGAGUCUCUGUGUAGGGUUAUCAGAGCUCCUAAAUAACCAGGUCCGUGGCAGCAUCACCUGGGUUGAGAACCUGGGCCCAGAGUUGGGGGUGGACGAGCCCAGGAUGUGAUGGGGUGAGAGCCAGGGAAAGAGGGUGGACUUUGGGAUAGGAGGACGGGUAGUCUGAGUGGCAGAGCUGAAGCCUGGCCAGACGACAGUGGAGAAAAGGACAGAGGGACAGGAAUGGAGGGAGAUGAGGAAGGUUCAUGUGGACAUGAUGGGGAGCCCCACACAGUGCCGGGCUCCUGGGUAGGACAGCAUGCAAGACAGGGCACUUGAGUUUCCUGAGUCCAAUCUGCAUUCACGUGCUAACUUCCUGAAUGAUCAGCUGAAGGACCUUGGGCAAAUGAACCUCCUUCUUGUUGAAUCAACGAGAUAAAGCCCAGAAAGUGCUCAACAUAACGCCUGGGUUAGUAGUUCUCAAUAAAUGGCACUGAGUGCUGUUAGCAUUCAGCCUUACGGAGGGCCAGCAUGGGCCAGCGUGGAAAGUGGCGGGGAGCAGACGUGAAGGAUAGGUCUUCAUGUCUGCUGACACUGGCUAGCAAGAGGGAGGAAACAAGGGUUAAGAUGAGAGAGGGAAUGGCAAAUGGGUUAAGGUGAGGAACGGAGAGAGAUGGAGAGGACGGCUGAAGCAUCACCAGCAGCCCCUGUUCCAGAACCUCUCACCACCUUCUUUCUGCCAGGUGCCAAUGGAUUUCCCUGCUGUAGCAAGGAUUCGGUGGACAUAGUGGAAACACAGAUUGACUUAAACCAACAUGAGCUCCAGCCUUCACAUGAGGAGCUCCCGCCUGCACAAGAGGAGUCCCAGCCUGCACAAGAGGAGUUCCCGCCUGCACAAGAGGAGUCCCAGCCUGCACAAGAGGAGUCCCAGCCUGCACAAGAGGAGUCCCAGCCUGCACAAGAGGAGUCCCAGCCUGCACAAGAGGAGUCCCAGCCUGCACAAGAAGAGCCCCAGCCUGCACAAGAGGAGUCCCAGCCUGCACAAGAAGAGCCCCAGCCUGCACAAGAGGAGCUCCCGCCUGCACAAGAGGAGCCCCAGCCUGCACAAGAAGAGCCCCAGCCUGCACAAGAGGAAGAUGAGGAAGAGGAGGAUGAAUUGCUACACUUGAAUGUCCCACCUAAAGAGGACCCGGAACAAGACACAAAACUGGUGCAGGAGGCCAACACUCCGCCACCGUUGGAGUAUUGCCCGCCAUGGGAGUAUUGCCCGGCCCCCAUGCUUAAGCCUGAGGCCAAGCAGGACUCCAGCUGGAAGGUCUGCAAUGAAGACCUGGAAUCCUCCCUGCCCCUUGAGGGGGCGCUAACGCAGCAGGACUCCAUCACAAGCCCGAGUAUCACGGACGAGGAACAAGUGGACUCCACCCAUCGCUCCAUCUUUGUGCAGACUUCCAAGCACCUCUUCUGGGCAGACAAAGAUAUCCAGGCCUCAGAACACAGCCUGGAUUUGGAGACCGGCAUGCAUCGUGGCGAGAGGACAGAGAAGAUCGCCAGCCCCCUGAACCAGAAGGCAGCCCCAGAGCCGGUCCCCGUCAAGCAGUUCCAGGACGAAAGCACCCAGGCAGAGCUUUCAGAACCAGGCACCCGGCAGCCGUCAGACACCCACUUGCCCUACCCCUGUCUCACACCAGCUAUCAACUUACAAGAUCUGGUCAACUUCGCAUCCUCCCUGGCCAUCGCCUCCUCCAGCAACAGGGACCUGCCCAGUUUGGAGCACAUGAUGAAAUCUCCACCCCAGAAGGCCGUGGAGCCUUCUACAGUGCCCAUGGUGCCUUCUGCGGUGCCCAUGGCGCCUUCUACGGUGCCCAUGGCGCCUUCUACAGUGCCCAUGGUGCCUUCUACGGUGCCCAUGGUGGAGAGCACCACCCUGCCUGCCAAGGAGGAGCCAGAGCAGGAAAAGCUCUCUGGGUUGCAGGAGAGGGCAUCCGAGAAGUCGCUGGAAGCCGGAGAGCCACUGGAAUCUGCCAAGCAGGAAGACAAGACCCUGCGCCCUUACUUUGACUUUAGCAAGCCGGAGCCCCAAAGGACCGCCUUUAAAGGGAAAGUCAAGUUUAUCCAGGCCCCGGCCAGGUCCUCUUCACUGAAUGGAGACAGGAAAGACUCCGUGCCGGGAACCAAGAAAGAGACUCCAUUAAUGCUGAAAAUCCAUUUUAAGCUGUUGCCCACUUCUUCCCCCAGAGAAAUGACUAAACAAAACCAAUAAAGCCUCCAGUGCUG
This is a messenger RNA of Myotis daubentonii (Daubenton's bat), 2276 nucleotides long. It is a transcript of the gene SPATA32, whose product is annotated as spermatogenesis associated 32. NCBI's taxonomy places the organism in Eukaryota, Metazoa, Chordata, Mammalia, Chiroptera, Vespertilionidae. Gene Ontology annotation, biological process: spermatogenesis. Gene Ontology annotation, molecular function: actin binding. The record is from RefSeq and is a predicted model, not a curated record. Gene Ontology annotation, cellular component: perinuclear region of cytoplasm.